Molecule: messenger RNA, 999 nt
Organism: Echinostoma caproni
Lineage: Eukaryota; Metazoa; Platyhelminthes; Trematoda; Plagiorchiida; Echinostomatidae
Source: the annotation of a GenBank genome assembly
AUGUUCCUAUCUGAUCACUUAAGUUACGGAUAUCGGCUUCCAGAACAAGAAGCGUCCAUAUUCUAUGUGGAUGUGACCUUUCCGGGAUUCGGAACCAAUCGACAAUUCACCUAUCCCAGUUGCUGCUUGACAAUGCUUGGGCGGAAUUCCACGGAACUGCCACGAAAAUUUAGGGACGAUGGAACAGAGGCAGUAAAACAAUUCUUAAUUGAUUUAAAUCGUCUUAUUCCGCGGAUUUUGGAUUCCGAAUUUUGCAAGAUUGGCAGUGUUUUGCACAUGGCUCUAGAUUGUUUGCACCCGUUCAAAUCAAUUCAAACUGCAUCGUCGGCGAUGAUACAGCUUGCCACUGAACAUAAGCAACAGAGUUUGAUUGGUUCGGUGAAAUCUAAUGCUGAGUCAACUGAGGAACCAUCAGACACAUCCGAAUCCAACAAACCAUUGAAGACUCCUUCUAUCGAGGAACAGAGAAGCACUCAAUGGGAUGAUGACGAAUUAUUUCUAUCAGCUGUUCAGUCCAUCGUAAACAAUUGCAAUAUGGCAUUUGGUGACGAUACCCAUGAAAGCAGAACUUUGAACCCAAGGAUCUUCGCUCAAGAUAAUACACCUGUUGAGGAUGAGCGCAUUAUUGUGAAUAAAGAGGAGGAAAAAGAAAAACAGACAUUUCCAAACGCUAUGCAAGAAAGAACGGACGAAUCCACCGAAUCAAUCACAAAAUUAAAAGAAAAUUCAAUAAACAAUGACUCAAGUAGCGUAAAAAGGAAUCCCGGUGUGGAAAACGUUCAACGCAAGUUUAUUGCUCCUAAACGAGUGCUACAGACUAGUGAGGAAUGUAACUUGAUCCACAAGAUCCCCAAAAGUUCCGUCUAUUUGAGCGAAUCGACCGAACAGACUGAACUGGUAAAUUUCAUCCGAAGAAUGCACGGUUCAGUUUUACGUGUUGGAAUGAGCAAAAAGCGCCCCACUGUGGUGUACAGUCAACUAGUAAAGCGUGAACCAUAA